AUGACAAACUCAAAGGAUUGUAUUGCUGAAGCAGGUAAAACUGCUGGUAUUGCCGGUGGUAUCGGUCUCUUUGUAUCUGCCAUGCAAAACACAGCUCAGAAGCACACCACUGGUGCUAGAGGUGUCCUCACUAGAACGGGUGGCACUAUUGCUUUCUUUGCUGCUAUGGGUGGUAUCUUCACUCUCGGUGAAUGUGCAGCAAAGGGUGUUCGUGAACAAGACGAUGCCGUCAAUGCUGCUAUUGGUGGUUGUGCAGCCGGUAUGUUGGCUGGUAUCAAGAGCCAUUCAUUCUCCAAAAUGUGCGUUGGUUGCGCUGCUGUUGGAGCCACCAUGUAUGCAUACGAGGCCACAGGUGAAUUAAAGGGAGGUUUUGCCAGCAAGACAAAAGAGGAAAAGAAACAACAUGAAAAGGAAUUCUUCAAACCUUUAUCAACUGCCGAGGAAUAA
This is a messenger RNA of Mucor velutinosus, 447 nucleotides long. RefSeq lists its product as uncharacterized. The coding region runs from base 1 to 447 and encodes 148 amino acids. The transcript is spliced from 3 exons. NCBI's taxonomy places the organism in Eukaryota, Fungi, Mucoromycota, Mucoromycetes, Mucorales, Mucoraceae. Gene Ontology annotation, biological process: mitochondrial respiratory chain complex I assembly. The record is from RefSeq and is a predicted model, not a curated record.